Molecule: messenger RNA, 1000 nt
Organism: Microcebus murinus (gray mouse lemur)
Lineage: Eukaryota; Metazoa; Chordata; Mammalia; Primates; Cheirogaleidae
Source: RefSeq, a predicted model, not a curated record
AUGCCCCAUUACAUGCUCGCCGCGCCGCUGUCGCGUGCCGGCGCCCCCAGCCUGCCGGUGGCGGCGGGAGGGCGGGCUGCGCUCGGCCCCCGGGCGUCGGGCUCCCCAGUGUCGCCGCGAGUCUGGGGACAGAGGCUGCGCCGGCGCCGCUCUCCCUCCCCGUUCGCCGUGGCGGCAGCCGCCGGCCACUGCCCGGCCGAGUCCCCGCGCCCGGGCGGCUGCAGGUGCCCAGUGAGAGGGUCUCGGUGGCGUGGCGGAGGCCCCCGGGCCCGGUUCCCGCGGCCUGUGGGCGCGGCGCAGAAGGGCGCGGGCGGGCGGCGGCUGCUCCCGGGCGGAAGGCGCGGCGCGGCCACGGUCACGGCCGCCACCGGGGCUCGGGCGGAAGCGCGGGCUCCGGGAGGGAGGGGCUGCCGCGCCCAGCAGAGGCCCGGGGCCCCGGCCCCUAGCGGCGCCCCCGGGCAGGAGCCGACCCAGCGGCCGUUACGCUUGCGGGCGAGGAGGAGCCGGGUCAGGCUGAGCGCCGACCCCGCGCGUGGCGGGCGAGGCAGAGCCCACGCGCGUCCGCCCGCCCGCCCUGAGACUUGCACUUGCACACACCGAGCCCCGCUCAGGCCCCGGCAACCAGGCCGGCUGCUUCGGCGUCUGCCACCUCCAGGACCCGGAGCGUGCCAGCCCAGCCUCUCGGCGAGCUGGGACUUCCCGGAUGGGGCCAUGCUUUUCUUCCAGGACAAUCAGGGCUCCUCCCUCCCGGCGAUCUUUCUAGGAGGCCACCUCCAGAGAUUAUUCCGAGGCGAUUUCCUCUCUGCCGGCACUACACUGACAACAACAUGGAAAAUGGAAUAUUGCCCUUUUUGUGAUUCAGAAUCCAUUGUAAUGACAGUGACUUUGAGAAUGCUCCAGCAUCUCGUAAGAGAAAAUGGAGAGCGCACCUAGAUCAUUCAUUCUGGGGAAAAGCAGCCACCAUGUCUUGAGGAUAUUCAAACAGCCCUACGGAGAGGUC